Penicillium cosmopolitanum is the source of this 462-nucleotide messenger RNA. RefSeq lists its product as uncharacterized. NCBI's taxonomy places the organism in Eukaryota, Fungi, Ascomycota, Eurotiomycetes, Eurotiales, Aspergillaceae. The record is from RefSeq and is a predicted model, not a curated record. The transcript has a single exon. The coding region runs from base 1 to 462 and encodes 153 amino acids.
AUGGAUGUACCUGCUGGGGCUGUGUCAAAUACCUUCAUAUGCCAGUCACAUUGGAGCACUCUGGACCUGGGCGGAUAUGGAGGGCAUCAAGCACAGCGAUAUGCUAUCCUAGAGGAACUUUUGAAGAUACAUUAUAAUAUGGGAGAGCUUGACAAAUUUUCUUUCAGGUUUAAUAUCAACAAAGAAAGACUGGAACUUUGGAUCAGGAGUCUAUGGCCUCGGAUAUACCCUCAUAUUCCCAGUACCGUGAAUCCCGAGCUGGCUCGUAAGCGUCUGUGGGAUCUCUACCUGGCCUAUAAGCGUACCUGGGUUAGGUUGAAGGUGAAUAUAGUACCAGCUGGCACACCUUAUAGAUCUCCAGCGGAUGCCAAGCUGCGCCAGGCAUUCAAGGUCAAGUUGAGGCUGGAGCUGCUCCGAGCGUCCCUGUCACUGAACCUGCCUUUGUACCUUUACCUGUCGUAA